UGUGUGUAGCCGCCUGUUUUUCCAGUCCAGGUUGAAAACUAAAAAGUUUCAUGCCUUUGGAAUUUGAUCAUUGAAGUGGGCCUUGAUUCGAAAUCCACUUUACGGACACUUUCCCCAUCAUCAAGAAUCUACAAUUAUUCUGAGCCCUGGUCUUUGCAGGGUCCAGGGAGGGAUGAACUUAUUGAGACUGAGAGAACUAUUUCUGAACAAAAUAGAAGAAAGCACAAUAUCAUCAUAAGGAAAACCAGGGUGCAAAACCAGGAGAUACCGCAAAAAUGACGGACAAUGGAUAUGUGAAUCCUCAAGAGGAAUGUCAAAUGAAAAAGAAUUUGGAAAAAGACCCAACAGUGACUCCUCAGACUCAUGAGGCUAUAAAGGCAUCAGAGGUCACUGAAGAAACCCAAAUUGAAUGUCCUGUUUCUGGCCUUAAGGAUGUCCCUAUAGAGGCAGAAACAAUAGGGUCACAAAGCCUGGAUGAAGAAAAUAAAUAUUUGAAUACUUGUGAAGCAGAUGAAGGGAACUCUCCAGAGACAGAACCAGAGAAGAAAGAGAAGCAGAAUGAUCCCAUUAGUAAACAAGAGUAUUCUCUCAACUCCGAAGGACUGUGUGAAAGACCCAUGGAUCAAAAGAUCAUCAGCAUUUCUUUAAAGGAAAAGGAAAGUCCAGCCUCUCUCCAGGAGAAAAGCUCUGCAGUUCUCACAGAAGAUAAUAAGGAAUCCACUAUUCCACAAAAGCUUAAUGCUGAUCAAAAGGUUCCAGACACUGUGGGAACCCAGAACUCAGUUACUACUAAAGAAGAACUAGAAAAUGAGGUUAUGGUGAGGAAACGUUUUGUACAAGAGGUUAGAAGUCAUCAGCAGGAGUCAGUGGAAACUCAGAGACCUGAAGAAAACAAAGAGAGGGCCCAGGAUGUGGGAAAGAGCCCUGAAAAGAAUCUGUGGAGCAAAUUAGGACAUGUCGUUGGAUUUUUGGCUGUAUUCAUUUUUGUGGUAGCCUUCAUUUCCAGCUUCUCAUCCCAGGCCCAGCAAGUGCCCAAAAACCCUGCUUUAGAAGCCUUCUUAGAUCAGUUCAGCCAACUGAAGGACAAAUUUCCAGGCCAGAGCUCUUACCUCUGGCAGCGAGGACGUAAGUUCCUCCAGAAGCACCUAAAUGCUUCCAGCCCUCUAGAGCCAGCCACUAUCAUCUUUACAGCUGCUCAGGAGGGGAAAGAGACUUUAAAGUGCUUGAGCCACCACAUUGCUGAUGCCUACACGUUCUUCCAAAAUGUCUCUGCCAUUAAAAUUGAUGGUGCUCAUCGGACCUCUCAAGACAGUGACACUGUCAAGCUCUUGGUGGAUAUCGAGCUAAGUACUGGAUUUGAAGUUGGCCGAAAAGCAGCUGUGGUCCAUCGCUUUGAGUCCCUUCCUGCAGGCUCCACUUUGAUUUUCUACAAGUAUUGUGACCAUGAGAAUGCAGCCUUCAAGGAUGUUGCCCUGGUGCUGACAGUUUUACUAGAAGAGGAGACAUUAGAAAAAAGUGUGGGUCCAAGGGAAACUGAAGAAAAAGUGAGAGAUUUGCUUUGGGCCAGGUUCACUAACUCGGACACCCCCAGCUCCUUCAAUCAUAUGGAUUCAGAUAAACUGAGUGGCCUAUGGAGUCGGAUCUCCCACCUGGUACUGCCAGUCCAGCCAGUUGAGAAGAUAGAAGAAAAGGGCUGCUUUCUAUAAAGCUAAGCACAGAAUUACAUCAAGCAAAGGCUUACACUAAAGACAACAUAAAUAUGACUGGUGUUUGAAAACUUUUGAGAGAACCACUCUGAAAAGCAGCGUAUUAAUUUUAGAACAGAUUUGCACUUUGGUAUCUUUUUACCUCCUUUGAAAGCUUUUUAAGUGAAAACUGAUAAAAACCAAUCAGAUCUGAAA
Molecule: messenger RNA, 1901 nt
Organism: Gracilinanus agilis (Agile Gracile Mouse Opossum)
Lineage: Eukaryota; Metazoa; Chordata; Mammalia; Didelphimorphia; Didelphidae
Gene: TOR1AIP2
Product: torsin 1A interacting protein 2
Exons: 5
Coding region: 276-1706 (476 amino acids)
Biological process (GO): endoplasmic reticulum organization; membrane organization
Cellular component (GO): endoplasmic reticulum; membrane
Molecular function (GO): ATPase activator activity
Source: RefSeq, a predicted model, not a curated record